UUUCUUCACUCCUUUUUCUUUCCAAACAGGGAAAAGUGUUCCACGAAGCGGUAGGGUCUUUCUGCCUCGCCUUUUCCUCGCUGACCCGGGUCCCCGCUCCCGUCCGAGUGCCAGCUGGCAGGGCGAGCGCUGGAAGCCCUUCUGCGCCCGUUGCGGGGAUCCCGGAGAGGGGCGCGAGGCGUGGGGCCGCUCCCGCGCCGGCACAUGGCUGCAGCCGCCCCGCGCGCACCCCGAGGCGCCGCGCCCAGCUCGCCCGAGGUCCGUCGGCUGAGCCCGCCCGCCCCGGAGCCAAGCAGCGACUGAGCGGGGAGGAGCCCGCGCCCGGGCAUCGGGAUGAUCCUCCUCGUCCUGCUCGGGCUAGCUUCCUACUAUGUUGGAACCUUGGGGACUCACACUGAGAUCAAGAGAGUGGCAGAGGAAAAGGUCACUUUGCCCUGUCACCAUCAACUGGGGCUCCCAGAAAAAGACACCCUGGAUAUCGAAUGGCUGCUCACCGAUCAUGAAGGGAACCAAAAAGUGGUGAUCACUUACUCCAGUCGUCAUGUUUACAAUAACUUGACUGAGGAACAGAAGGGCCGAGUGGCCUUUGCUUCCAAUUUCCUGGCAGGAGAUGCUUCCCUGCAGAUUGAGCCUCUGAAGCCCAGCGAUGAGGGCCGGUACACCUGCAAGGUGAAGAAUUCAGGGCGCUAUGUGUGGAGCCACGUCAUCUUAAAAGUCUUAGUGAGACCAUCAAAACCCAAGUGUGAAUUGGAAGGAGAGCUGACAGAAGGAAGUGACCUGACUUUACAGUGUGAGUCAUCCUCUGGCACAAAGCCCAUUGUGUAUUACUGGCAGCGAAUCCGGGAGAAGGAGGGAGAGGAUGAACGUUUGCCUCCCAAAUCUAGGAUUGACUACAACCACCCUGGACGCGUCCUGCUGCAGAAUCUCACCAUGUCCUCCUCUGGGCUCUACCAGUGCACAGCGGGCAAUGAGGCCGGGAAGGAGAGCUGUGUGGUGCGAGUGACUGUUCAGUAUGUACAAAGCAUCGGCAUGAUUGCAGGAGCGGUGACAGGUAUGGUGGCUGGAGCCCUGCUGAUUUUCCUCCUGGUGUGGCUGCUAAUCCGACGGAAAGACAAAGAGAGAUACGAGGAGGAAGAGAGACCGAAUGAAAUCCGAGAAGAUGCCGAAGCCCCGAAAGCCCGCCUUGUGAAACCCAGCUCCUCCUCCUCGGGCUCUCGGAGCUCACGCUCGGGCUCCUCCUCCACGCGCUCCACGGCUAACAGCGGCUCCCGCAGCCAGCGGACACCGUCCUCGGAAGCGGCGCCCCAGCCAGGGCUGGCUACCCACACCUACGGUCCCGUGGGGCCGGAGGCAAGAGGGUCUGAACCAAAGAAAGUCCACCACGCUACCCUGACCAAAGCAGAGAGCACUCCUGGCACGAUCCCCAGCCAGAGCAGAGCCUUCCAAACUGUCUGAGUUCGAGCGGACUUGACUCCCAUCCUUUCCCAGGAGUCAGGACUCUUCUCGUCAUUGACGCCCAGUCACCAGCCACACAACCGCCUCGGACCAAACGAGAGGUCAUUUAAGUAGCAGUGACCAUUGCAUGGGGAGAGAUUCAAAUGAACACUUUCCUCAUAUGACAGCAAACAAGGAAAAGGAUGUAAGCUGAUGGUCUCCAAAAAGGCAUCUCACUGUGCCUUUAGACCAGAGCGGGGGCCAAAUCUGUGCAUUUGGGGACCAGGACCUGUGGUGAGAAAGGCUGGGGAGAGGGGAAGUGAACACACUUAGAAUUCCUCACUUGGGCUGUUUUGUGUCAACACUUUGACUCACCACUGUUAAGAAAUGAGGUGUUGUUCAUAAAUUUUCUAUGCAUUUCUGCAAACCUACUGGAUUGCUAUGAUUAUUCAGAGUCAAGCAGAACCCACAGCCUUAUAUCACACCUAUCUGCACCAUGAAAAACUCCAAAAAAGGAAACAAGUCUCUUCCAUCCUGACCUGACUUUAUUUACCAGAAAGUUUGGAUAUUAAUUUCAAGAGGAGUUGAGAAAUAGUGGGAGAUGGAGAAUGACUGAGAUUUUCCCACUCUGUUCACUACUAAUCUUCCUACUUAUAUUGAACUAAAAAAAAAGGGAGUCCAAAAUGUGUAACAAGGGACUGUGAAAAGCUUUCCAUCUUGAUGUUCAGAGGGCCACUGACAAAUAUCAGAAAUAUAAUGCUGGAAUAAUUGUGGAUUUUCCCUCAAAUUGGAUGUCUCUAAGGACUUCCCUGCUGGAUAUCUCUGGAGCAAGAAAACAAUCAUUAGGUGUCGUUUAACAAUCUCCUUAGAAAGAAGUCUUCUAGAGAAAGAGAUCUUUUCAGAAUGCUGGAAUAUCAUCCAACCACAGUCUCUUCUUUCAGUGAACAUAUGAAAUCAGGAUUUCAAGACUGACUAGACUAAAAAGGGAGAUUAGAUCAGCUUUCUCUUAAUAUGUCAAGGAGUGUCAUCAGAAGUUCAGCAUUGUACCAAACUUGGAGCUUCCUCCAUUGCUUUCAUUUUCGGAGAAAGAUGUGAACCUGGGACUUUUGUUGAUUCUAGGCCUUAAAUUAUCAAAAAGUUCAGGGACUGACCGCUUUUCCUGAUGGCACUGCAUGGACAUCAUACCAUUCCCUCCUGAGAGGUGGAGACAGAGAGAAAUUCAGUAUUUUCCCAGUUUAGCCUCUCAGGAAGCCUAGCUCUGGGCUGGAAGGAUAGGAUAUUAACAUUUAGGGAAGAGAUGGUGAGGAUAACUAGUGGGUGGCAGGAGGGAUCUAGGUUAGUGCCUGUUAAAUACUGUUGGCAUCUUGGAAAGAAUUAGCAGAAAUGAUUUACCAGGAUAGCUCUCAGAAGAGCUGACACAUGGGAGAAGACAGGUGUCUGAGAAAUUAAAAGAAAGCAGCCUCCAAUACAACUUGCCUUUUUAAUAGUUUUCAUGACUCUGCUAGUCAAAUUCAUCCUAUGGCAAGAAUGCUAAACCUGAAAUAGCCCUUCAAAGACUCUGAAGCAAGUGUCAACAGAUCACCAGUGGUAGAGCAAAAUAUUUUUUAUUAUUAAAAGGACAUGGAAUUCCCUGGCAGGCCAGUGGUUAGGACUCUGCGCUUUCACUGCCGAGGGUGAGGGUUCAAGCCCUGGUCAGGGAACUAAGGCCCGCAAAAGUAAAAAUAAACAAAUAAAUAGAUAAAUAAAAAUAAAAUAAAGUCUUUAAAAAAAAAGGCAGCAGGCUAUAGGAAAGAAAAAGUAGUGCUGAAUGUGGUGAUAAAAGCCCUGUUCCUAAAAUGGGAAUCAGGCGCUUAAAGGGAAAAAGUUGAUCUGGGAUUUUGCCCUAUUUCUGAUUUUCAUUUUUACAUCUAAUUCUCACAUAGUACAAAUGCAUUUCCUUCCAAAAUCCUUUAAGAAAUAGGGUUUUAUCCUUGAGUGAAAGUUUCAUCUUGAGUUUUGUCUUCCUCUAAAAAAAAUUGGGGGUAAUUCCCUGUUAGUCCAGUGGUUAGGACAUCAUGCUUUCACUGCUGAGGGCAUGGGUUCAAUCUCUGGUCAAGAAACUAAGAUCCCGCAAGCCACGCGGCAUGGCCCCCAGCCCCCCACCCCCCCCAAAAAAAAGUUGGGACAUAAGAGACAUUGAGGAAGUAAUGUAAAAAAUGCCUGCCAUUAGUUUAAGAGGGCUAGCACAUUUGGAAUGCUUCUUAUACUAACACUGCCUCAUUGUAAGACAUAAACUCCUUACUCCACUUCCUUAUUCUUCUGGUAGUGUGGUGUCCAGGCAACAUAACACAUCUGCUCUGUAAUUCUGAGAAUUCUCAUUCCUAGAGUACUUGAGCCAAAUGAGUAUGCUGUGGCAGCUGCAGCUCUACCAUCACUAGGAAUUUGCUCUUAUCAUUAUUUAUUACCUUUGAACCUAAGGUUUCCUGUCUAUGCCUCUGCAAGCAGGAAUCAGUCCCCUUUGCGUGAAAAGGUUUUGAUUAUUUAAACAGGUUAGUUAUUAGAAAACUAAAAUACCAGUUGAAUAUCCAUAUUAUUUUGGAAGUCCAUUCAUACUGGAUAUCUACAAAAAAUGUCACAAAACAAAUUAUUACCUGAAAUCUGAGAAAGUCCAAGAAUUGAAGAUUCUGAGAGAUAAGGUGCUGAAGUCUUAGUGAUAGUGUGCUUCUGUUUCAGUCAGGCUUUUGGGUUCAGAUAUGACAGGCUCUGGGUUUAAGAUAAAGUUUGAGCCACUACUGGUUUCAAACCAUAUUCCAUUAACCUUGCAAGUCAAACAAAUUUGAUUCUUCAAUAUGAAACAAAAAAGGAUAAAAUAGAUGGUGGAAGAAAAAGUGUAGGAAGAAGAUACAGAUGGAAUGAUGCGGAUGUUUAGAAAAUAACCAUUUCAAUAAAAUGCACACACUAAACUUAGAACUGUAAAAGAAUGAAGUGAUGCCUUUGUUGUUACCCUGUAUAAGAACAAUGUCAAAACUGCCGUUGCGAAAAAGACAUAUAUAAUUCUGCUUCAUUUCUCGUGUUAAGCUGUUUAUAUUUCAAUUUUAACUUCUAAGUUGCCUUGUAAAUGGGACUGUGUUUGAUCACAAAAACCAAGUAUUUAUUACAGGUGCAUCUGUGUCGGCAAUUUAAAAAUAAAUAAGUAAAGGUGAUACUGUAGGAGAGGCUGAAGCUCAUAUAACCUGCAUUGGAAAUUUAUUUAUUAGCUUGCAGCCAACUGAAGAACAGAAGAACUCAGACUGAAUAUGAUCUAUUAUUUAUUGAUUCCAGUCACAAAUAUACCAAGCACUUUUUUCUCACAAGGCGAGAUACUAAGUAGUCCUGGACAAACCAAGUGACGACAAAGUUCAUGACAGUUUCCGACCUUAAGGACUUUAUCAAAAUAAAAAUAUUUACUAAGCCAGUAUUUUAUAUCAAGGCGAAGUGCCAGUAAAAAAGUACACACUAAGGGGUUCAAAGAAAUCUGAAAAGUAAACACUAUGAGAUUUAAAUAAAUCUGAAAAAAAUUUCACAGAAUUAAAUGAGGUAAUAAUAUGCAAAGCACUUAGAACAGUGCUUGGCCUGUGACAAGCACUCAAAAAAUGUUAAUCAUGACCCUCCUCCCUAGUCAGAAACUCUAGGCCUCAGACUGGAGCCCCAGGCACCCAAACUUUAACUUUAGAUCCUGAGUGGGUUUGAAACCCUGUGCAUUUAAAGAGGUGGAGACAGGACAUUUAUCAUUAUCUGAACUUUAUACAUAACACAUAAACUCUCAUUCUAGUCGAUAAGAAGAUAGUUCAAAUCCUAGAACACGUUUUGAAAAUGACCAGAAGGGAAGGUUAUCUGUUCAGCUUUCUGUAGUCACUGCUACUAGGUGGGAUACCCCAAACCCGUGGAUUUAGGCACCCGUUCUACUUUCCACCGGUUCAAAUCUUGUAGGUAGUUCAGAGGUUAGUUUAAAAAGCUGCAAAAUGUAGGGUGUGGUUCAGAGAUUGUACUCGAUAAAUUGGGUGGGGAGAGAAGUCUGCAGAUGCUAAAGAAAACUGCAAGAAGUUUACAUCUUUCUCGGCAGU
Messenger RNA from Orcinus orca (killer whale), 5516 nucleotides. It is a transcript of the gene CLMP, whose product is annotated as CXADR like membrane protein. Lineage: Eukaryota; Metazoa; Chordata; Mammalia; Artiodactyla; Delphinidae. The transcript has 7 exons. Gene Ontology annotation, cellular component: cell surface; membrane; cytoplasmic microtubule. The coding region runs from base 334 to 1455 and encodes 373 amino acids. The record is from RefSeq and is a predicted model, not a curated record.